UCUGGAUCUGUGACGUCACCGUCACUGACCCCAUCAGCAGCCGGGACCCGGAUGCACGGAAAGGACGAGGAUACAUGGCCCGGGAGCAAGCUGACAAAAAGAUAUCCCACUACCGAAAUCGGGCUCCCUACGUGGGCUUCUUCCCACUGGCGGUCGAGACAUACGGCUGCCCCUGCGCCGAAGUCCCCACUUUCCUGAAACUGCUGGCAGACACAGGGUUGGGAAUUGACACGGUCCAGCUAGACGUGACGUCCACUGCGUCCAUUCAGGAAGCCGUCAGCACAAUCAUAUCCAAGGCGGGCAAGAUAGACAUUCUAGUGAACAACGCAGGCGCGGGGUGCUUUGGCCCCAUGGCGGAGAUGCCUCUGGAUGCGUUUCGAGGCAACAUGGAGACCAACGUUGUUGGGUUGUUAGCUGUUACACAAGUGGUGGUCCCCCACAUGGUGGAGCAGGGUACUGGCAAGAUUGUCAACAUAGGGUCGGUGUCAGCGUGGAUCACCACCCCCUUUGCGGGCACCUACUGUGCGGCCAAGGCAGCGGUGCACAACAUCUCCCAUGCGCUCAGGAUGGAGCUGAAGCCGUUUGGAAUCCAAGUCAUGCUCGUUGCCCCAGGGGCGAUCAGGUCCAACUUUGGCGGUAACUCAUCCUCGUCAGUCUCCCACCUGCAGCUGAAGAUCUUCUCUCGCUUCCAGAAGCAGAUAGAGGCCAGAGCAGGCGCCUCCCAGACCCCUCAGUCCACACCAGGAGACGUGUUCGCAAGGGCGUUGGUGGAGAAAGCCUUGGCCAAGAGGGUGCCUAUCGAGUGGGCGUUUGGGCACCUGGUGGGCUCAUUCCGCAUCAUGACAUGGCUGCCCUACAGCUUCAGAGACUCGGCACUUAUGAAGAAGUUUGGACUCACGAAGUAGUAAAUGCCCUGUGAAGAGUAAACCAUCCCGUAACAUGUAGAAUGCUGACGGGUCAUUCGGCGUUAUGACUCGGCUGCUUCACAGUUUCAGAGGCACUGUCUUGAUGAUGACGUUUUGAAGAAUGAGGCAGACAUCUUCGACACUGAGGGUGUAUUCCUACUGAACAGAUAUCAGGAACUGCCUAAACAAAAUCGAGUCUGAUACCUGUAUCCCACAAAAACACUGAUAUCAGGAAUUGCCGAGUGCCACAUCAGCGCGAGCAGCUCGCGAUUGUUUGGCACGAAAUAAAAUCAGAGUCGUCUGGCUCUGUCCAAUCCAAACACCGCGUGGAUUUGGCAGCAGUGCUCGGUGACAGUACUGGUGACUCAGUGUUUUCGCCUGUGCCCUCCUCGUUGCCAACCAACCUGACCAAUGUUGGGCACGUGCGCGGGCUUCAAAAUUUGGCUGCUGCGUUUGGAUGUUGCACAGGGUCGGCUGUAUUAGAAGGCUAGCUUAGCUAGGAAGCUAGGAAAGACACA
Molecule: messenger RNA, 1423 nt
Organism: Closterium sp. NIES-67
Lineage: Eukaryota; Viridiplantae; Streptophyta; Zygnematophyceae; Desmidiales; Closteriaceae
Source: the annotation of a GenBank genome assembly